Molecule: messenger RNA, 3144 nt
Organism: Sphaerulina musiva SO2202
Lineage: Eukaryota; Fungi; Ascomycota; Dothideomycetes; Mycosphaerellales; Mycosphaerellaceae
Exons: 1
Coding region: 1-3144 (1047 amino acids)
Source: RefSeq, a predicted model, not a curated record
AUGUCGCAGCAUCGGGACGCCAACAUGUUUGAUGAAGAUGAGCAAAUGACGAUGCCGAAGCGGAGCGCGAGACGUGCUUCUGUGGCAGUCGGAACUGGCGUCGGUGUCGGUGGCGGUGGCGGUCAUGCUGUCACCAAUCGCGACGCAGACGUCAGUUUCAAAGCGCGAGAGGUCGUUGACGCAUACGCAGGGCAUACCGCACCCGCCGCUCCUGGGUCUGCAAGGCAAUCCUAUCUCCAAGUCAGCGAGCCUACUACAAGAACAAGCAAUCCCAAGGGCAAGCAGUCGUUCGACCCACGACUGUACGAGAACCGCUACGGCGACGCAGUCGGUGCCGCCGGUCACACGCGCAGGCAUACGGUGGCCCGGAGCAUGUCGACGAAAGAUCGCGCAGCAGUACAGUCGCAUCUACAAAGUGCGGCUGCGAAACCAGCCGUCCGAGGCCUAGCGCCGCUCCUCAGCGAAGAUCCGCUUGCCCCCGGACCGCAGUCCAUCGAAGAGAACGGUCCUGCAACGCCUGAGGACAUCCAGCAUUGGCUUGUUGACGUGCGCGCUACAAUCUUGUCUCGGAUGGGAGACAGAGUGAUGCUUGAUGGGAAUACUGCCGCGCAGAGCAGCGGCAUCGCGGCUCGACACGCCAUACCAGGCAACGAAGAUGCUCAUGUCCAUCAGCAGUAUGAUGAGCAGAACCUCGCUGCCACAAUGCCGAUGUCUCCGGGGCAUAGCGCACCGAUGAAUCAGCAACAAUUCUUUAGCCAUCUCAGACGGCAGGCGGAGCAGGUAGUCAUGGCUGCUGUUUCGUGUGACAUACCGGACGACAUCGCAGCUCAAGAGCUUCAUGACUUGUGGGUCGCCAUGAGCGAUACCGACGCCACGGAUACCGACGCAGAGAAAGUGAGGACCGAAAAAGAUGUGAAACCACGGAGCAGACCUGCACUUGCUGUCCGGAAGCAGUCAUUUCUGCAAGUGACGAGUCCUGAAGAGGAGGACGAUCCCACUAUGACCGGAUGCUCAUGGAACGCCCAGUCCAGACGAGGACAGCAGUCCUGCUCGCAGAAAAAUGGUAACGCCUGUAGGAUAUCAUCCCGUGAGCCCGACACCGAGCAGUUUCCGAUGCCUACAAGAUCCGGACCAAGCUCGCUACAGCCAUAUCGACGCGCUCUCUCUCCGCCUCCGGAGAAUUGGCUGACAGAGGAUCCGAGAAAAGACAGUCUGACAAUGGCUGCGAACGGCACGCCCAAGGCCGCUCGCGAACAACGCGAAUAUCAGGACGAACCCUCUACCACAGCCAAGCGCAGUGCGGACGUCCUGGCAAGACUGUACUCGACAAAAACGACAUCCUGGCAAGCCAAACAGAAGCCAUCGCUAGGUCCAUAUAGCGCUUCGGCUGCCAUGUCACAGCCAAGAUGGUCUGCGGUCGGGCGUCCCGGUCCGUCAUCCUCGAGAGUUCCGAGAGGGCGUCCCGAUACUGCGAUGGCUAGAGCUAUGAAUACUGAUGAGAAGCGGCUGAUGAGGUCGAGGUCCAGAAGUACCGUGCGGAGGAGGCGGCGAACAGCCAGCGCGGACUCUUCAAUCUCAACCAAACCGGGGUCCUGUAGGCGCGAAUAUCAACCACUGUCGGCGAGGGCCGACCGCUCAACUUCACGUGUUCCACCGCCUCGAGCACGAGACCCGCCGUCUACAGCGCAUCCCAAGCUCAGGCAAUCCACAUUCGCCAGAAGUCUGAGGCCCGAUCCCUUUGGGCCCAAGCCGGAGGUCAGUACGCGGAUGUCGGACAGAAACAAUGCGAGCAUAAGGGCAGCUCGCCAGGCGACUGAUGCCUAUCCUGGUGCAACCAGUCGUAGGGCGCCUCUCGAGACUCGAGACAGUCUAUCCUCGCCUCGAACAGACAUACGGAAAGGGCCUGACGCUACAAUAGCUCGAGAGUCGACCCCCAAAGUGCCAUGUUGGGAGCGUUUAUCGCAACAGCCCACAACGUCCUGGUCUUCGAAAGGUAAAGCCCCGAUUAGGAACGACGAUCAUCAACGUCAUCUACGCAGUGACCGGCAUGAUAGGCAGCGCUCGAUACAUGCCAAUCCCAAGCCGACCGGUACUGCAAGAAUCUCCGUUGUGGGCGAAGAUUUCGUUACAGCUAUGGAAGGCAAAGUUUGUGAUAAGUCCUUCGAUGCUCAGAAGUAUAACGUCGACGACGACUUCGGAGGUCGGACACGGCAAGAUUCUGGACGCCGCGCUGUAGCUCCCGGCGUCACAGACCAGUACAGGCAUGCCCAGCCUCCGGCGUCGUCACAAGACUUGGAUCUCCCUUUGCCGAUAGAUCGUGACGGGAGCAGAACAUCCUUUCACGAAGAUAUAGGCUGGGUUUUCAGUUCUACCGGCCAAAGGCAUUUAGCCGGACAUGCUUCGCCCAAUGAUGCACCAUCGGUCCAAGCCAGGACUUCUUGCUCCAGUAUUGCGGGUGGUCUACCAAGUCCGGAGCAACUCCAAAGCAUGGCCGAUCAGGCGACUGGAUCGCGCGGCAAGCAGCCAGUGAGUGCAAGGUCAGUUGGUCCCGCAGGCGUCCACUUUGCCGAGUAUAGCUCGGACAUGGAAUUCAGGGAGCCCCCGACCUUGAUAGCAAAGACCAGAAAUGCCAUUGAUAAGAUCAUGGCACCGCUCAAUAAGAUUGGCAAUUCCUUCAAAGGGAACAAAGUCCCCGGACGUCCUCGCAGAGGGAGUACAGGCAGCUUAGUGGAGGAUUUUGCAGGGACGCCCAGUAGGCUUGCUGAUGGAUUGAUGUUUGCUGGCAACCCCGUCAUCAGCCAUGCGAAUAGCUUGCGGCCAGAGCACAACCCAAGUGUGUUACGAACGCGAACAACGCGAACGAAUAUCUCGAACUGCCAGCCGCAAAAUGCAAGAGCUCCGAGCUCAGGUUCGAGGGGGACGACUUAUCCUGCUUUCAGGGCGCCACUUGCGACUCAUAUAGAAGAGGCUGAAGAGGAGCCGAGACCCGCAAUAACACCAAGCACGGCCGUGUACGAACUGCCUGAUACGAAUAUUGAACCUGAUCUCCAUUCAAGGCUUCGAGCAGCCGAGGCGCACCUCCGUGAGUUGCAGGAGAGCGCCGCCCAAAGGUCAAGGACACAACACGGCCAACGAAGACGAUAG